AUGGAUUUCGUGGUUGGUCUUCCGAAAACGUUAGAGAAGUUUGAUCCUUUCUGGGUUAUUGUUGAAAGGUUGACUAAGUCUGCCCAUUUCAUUCCAGUGCAGAUAACUUAUGACGCGAAGAAAUUGGCCAAGAUCUACAUUCGUGAGUUAGAUGAGAACGUGACAUAUGAGGAAGAGCUUGUUGCUAUCUUAGAUAGGGAUGUUCGCAAAUUGAGGUCCAAGAAAAUAGCUUCCGUGAAAGUUCAGUGGAAGAAUCGCCCGGUGGAGGAAGCAACUUGGGAAAAAGAAUCGGAUAUGCGUAGCCAGUAUCCUCAGCUUUUCUCCGAGUCAGUAAUGCCGCCGAAGAGAAAGGCUACGGCAGCCGAGAAGGGCAAGAGGGUGCCCGGUAGUAGGAUCGAGCGGGAGCUAGAAGAAGGAGAGUCUCAUAAUGCAGCUCCCCCUCAGACUGCUCCUAUCCCCCCUGCACCGGCAGAGCAGGGAAGAGCUCCAGCUCCAGUCCCACCACCAGCAGCUCCGGGCCAGCAGAUGGCAGAGGCCAUCCAGCUAUUGACCCAGUUAGUUGCCGCACAGGCUCAGCGACAAGAUGUGGACCCGGGAGACAGGGCGGUAAGCGCAAGGGCUCGCGACUUUAUCACUUUGAGGCCUCCAGAGUUUUAUGGAUCAAAGCCAGAGGAGGACCCGCAGAACUUUAUAGAUGAGAUGCUGCGGACUCUGAGGAUUAUACAUGCUUCUGACACAGAGUCCGUAGAGUUGGCUUCAUACAGGCUGCGGGAUGUGGCAGUCCUAUGGUACAGCAGUUGGAUAUCCUCGAGGGGAGCAAAUGCACCCCCUCCGGUUUGGCAGGAGUUCACUGAGGCUUUCCUACGACAUUUCCUACCGCCAGAGGUUCGACGGGCUCGAGCCGAUAUGUUCCUGAACCUUAGACAGGGAAAUAUGAGUGUUCGGGAAUACAGUCUUCGUUUCAACUCACUGGCCAGAUAUGCCCCAGCUAUGAUAGCAGAUAGGGGAGAUCAUGUGCACCGUUUCGUGAGUGGGCUAGGGCCACAUUUGGUUAAAGAAUGCUUGACGGCCUCACUCCAGGACGGGAUGACUAUUACCCGUAUCCAGGCCCACGCCCAAAAUCUGGAGGAGCAAUAUCAGCCGCGGAGAGAAGAGCGCUAUCCAGACAGGGGUUCCCGAAAGAGAGGCAGGUUUUCCAGGACCAGAAGUGAGUAUAGAGGGGGACAGACACAGGGGCAAUUCGGGUACUCAGACCAGCCGGUAGCCAGUGCACCUCCUCGAGUUGCAGAUAGGGGAUUUGACCGUCCUACGGAUUCGGGGGCAGGGCAGAGCACCAGAGCUCCGGGAUACCAGUAUAGAGAUGAUUCCAGUAGAAUGAUGCCACCCCCGCCACGGUGUACUCGGUGUGGCAGGCCACACUCAGGACAGUGUUACCGGGAUACAGGUGCGUGCUAUGCUUGUGGACGGGCCGACCAUUUGAUGCGAGAUUGUCCGCUACGGAAUGAGGGGGGCAGAACUCAGCCAGCCGGAUCAGCGAUCGGUUCAUCGUCAACCGUGCGCCCUCGUGGACAGAUUUCUCAGGCCCCAACGGGCCGCGGCCGAGGUAGAGGAGGGGCACCUAGUUUAGCCGGUCCUCCACACCGUAUAUAUGCACUGACAGGACGACAGGACCCUGAGCCUCCCGCGGACGCGGCCACAGGUCAGCAGACAGGUGGACGCGAUCUUUAGGAGCUUACCAGCAGUACCCCACAGUGCUCCAGUUGUUCCGGAGCUUUAUCUCAGCGGUACUAUUCUGUAUAUGUAUAUUCGGGCACGAUAGUACUCGGCCCUUUCUAUGUAUAAGUAUACUAUGUCUAGAGGCUCGUAGACAGAUAUG
Messenger RNA from Lycium barbarum (goji berry), 1876 nucleotides. RefSeq lists its product as uncharacterized. Bases 1 to 1728 code for a protein of 575 amino acids. Gene Ontology annotation, molecular function: zinc ion binding; nucleic acid binding. Lineage: Eukaryota; Viridiplantae; Streptophyta; Magnoliopsida; Solanales; Solanaceae. The transcript has 4 exons. The record is from RefSeq and is a predicted model, not a curated record.